This is a messenger RNA of Fusarium falciforme, 471 nucleotides long. Its product is annotated as CVNH domain-containing protein. The record is from RefSeq and is a predicted model, not a curated record. NCBI's taxonomy places the organism in Eukaryota, Fungi, Ascomycota, Sordariomycetes, Hypocreales, Nectriaceae. The transcript has 2 exons. The coding region runs from base 1 to 471 and encodes 156 amino acids.
AUGAAUUUCCACCUCGAAGCCAAAAACGUGCGGCUUGAAAAUGAUCACUAUCUUAGAGCCUCUAUCUCGUUUGAUGGCAAAUGGGAAGACGUGAGCCUUGACCUCGAUCUCUAUAUCGGUAAUAAUAACGGAGCUCUUUCUUGGGGUGGCAGUAGUGAGUCUCUAUCCCUUGCAGAAGAGAUGCGAUAUGCUAACAUGUCAAACCCUCGCUCAGACUUCUCUCUCGAAGCCACUAGCAUCAGACUUGGCAAGGAUCCCUACGGCGGCUGGUGCCCGGUGCUUUACGCAACGCUCCCAGACUCGAACGGAGUUACCAAAAGCUGCGGCAUCUACCUGGGGCGUUGCAUUGGCAUCGAGAAUUCUAAUCUCACUUGUGAUAUCAGCAAAGCACACUUAACGGAGCCCGUGAGGAACCCCGACAAGGGAAUCAACUACUUUCUACUUCCAUCGCAGUACCGCCGUGGUUACUAG